AUGAUUCACACUCUGAUUCUUAUUGGCGUUUUACUUCACAUUGGUGAUGGAGCUUGGGUUAUUAAUCAAAAUAUAAGAGUGAAAUCUGGAUCUCCAGGCAUUAUUCCAUGUCCAUAUGAAGAACAAUAUAAAGAACACCAGAAGUUUUGGUGUCAGGGAUACUUUUGGAGCACCUGCAAUUUAUUGGCAUUUGGAAAUGAAACAGGAAAGAAUUUUUCCAUCACUGAUUAUCCAGCUCAGAGUGUUUUUACAGUGGAAUGGCAGAAUCUGCAGCCGUCAGACUCUGGACAUUACUGGUGCGCUGUGGAGAUCGGUGGUCCUGGGACACUAGAUGCUGGUUAUUAUGUGUAUCUGACAGUACAAUCAGCUCCUGAUGUGUCUGUGAUGAGCAGCAGUGUAUCUGGACAUGAAGGUGGUAAUGUCAGUGUUCAGUGUUUCUACAGUUCUAGAUAUAAGGCUUACAACAAACAGUGGUGCAGAGUUAAAGAUAAGAGCUGUUACGCAGUGGAGAGAUCUGACACAUCCCAGAGUUCAUCAGUGCAGAUCAGUGAUGAUGGUGAAAGCUCCUUCACUGUGCUGAUGACUGGACUGAGACUCUCUGAUUCUGGAUGGUAUUUCGGCUCUGUUGGAAAUCUGCAGGUUCCUGUUCAACUCACUGUCACUAAACCUGAACACAAAGACCUGUACACAACACAGCCGUCUGCCAAACUAAUUCCUACAACAGCUUUGACUGCCGUUUCAAAACUCAGGACAAACAUACUGAACAAGGAGCAUUUCUGUCUGUCAGAGGCCUAGAUGUGUUUCUCCAUCUCACCCUGAAGAUUCAGAGAUUUAGAAAAGUGUUGAUUCAUAAUAUUCUGUAUUUGCUUUAUGCUUAUUCAUCAGAGGAAAGUAAUAACAUGUAAAAUGUUUUCUUUAAAAUGCUAAAGUUCAAUUAACUUAACAAUUUAGUUCAGUUAAAUUGUGUAAUUCUAUUAUAUUAAAUGUGUGCAACAAACUUUUAAUUCAGAGAAAAACUUUAAUAAUGUCCCGUGUCAUUUUGUCGCAUGUCAGUAAUGUCAUAUCUGCUUUUCUCUGAUGUAAAUCAAUAGUUUCCAUCAAGCUGCAGCUAAUAACAUAAGCAUUUCAUUAAACUUAACAUUUGUGACCACCUCUUCUUCUACUGGAGAUCAGAGGUCAUUAAAAAAAUAAAGUCCUUUAUACGUC
Molecule: messenger RNA, 1206 nt
Organism: Danio rerio (zebrafish)
Lineage: Eukaryota; Metazoa; Chordata; Actinopteri; Cypriniformes; Danionidae
Source: RefSeq, a predicted model, not a curated record